Vollenhovia emeryi is the source of this 3050-nucleotide messenger RNA. RefSeq lists its product as uncharacterized. NCBI's taxonomy places the organism in Eukaryota, Metazoa, Arthropoda, Insecta, Hymenoptera, Formicidae. Gene Ontology annotation, molecular function: odorant binding; olfactory receptor activity. Gene Ontology annotation, biological process: sensory perception of smell; detection of chemical stimulus involved in sensory perception of smell. Bases 218 to 2719 code for a protein of 833 amino acids. The record is from RefSeq and is a predicted model, not a curated record. Gene Ontology annotation, cellular component: plasma membrane. The transcript has 12 exons.
GUGAGACAAUGCAGAAGAAAAUCUCUCGAAUAAGUGAUAACUUGCUGACAUUGGAGACUUGCGCGACAUUUUGCCAGCGGUUUACAUCGUCUAAUAAGAAUUUAAAUCGAGAAUAAGAAUACGAGCGGUAAUGGGAAAAGUCCAUAUGCUUUGUUCUGUUGGACAGUAUUAAAAGAUAACGCACCCUAACAAUACCUGUAUCUAGACGUCGUUAUUAAUGCAAGAACAUUGUCGGCGGGGAGACGCCUCAACAGUUCUGAACAGAAGACAUGCUAUAUUUUAUUAUUGUCGAAUGAAGAUUUACUGUUAUUCUAGACACGACGAUAAAAAUAUGGAUUUAUUGCCGGUGAACUUUUACGUUCUUCGUUUCUGCGGUGUAUGGAAAGAACAUAAAGAUGGCAACUUGAUAGUACGCUUCGUCAGCUUCUGUUACAGGUAUACAAUCGCUGCUAUAAUAUAUCACUUUACGAUAUCCGAGAUAGUCGAGCUUGUACGUAUGAGAAACGACGUGGAGGAUUUAACGGAAGGUCUGUUCCUCAUGUUGACUUACGUGAGUUUGUGCCUAAAGUAUUUCAACAUUUUGGCGCGACAGUGCGAAUUACGCGCCUUGCUUGAUUGUUUUCGCGCUGAGCUGUGUCAGCCAAAAGAUUCAACGGAGGAAUCAAUACUGAGACAAUACGAUUUCAAAGCUAAGAGGAUCGCCUGUGCCUUCAUGCUCAUCUCGCAAAUGACGGGUUUAAUGGUCCUCAUAGUACCUCUGAUGGGUCAGGACCCAAGGCAGCUGCCGUUGAAGAUGUACGUACCGUACUCCAUGGCGGAGUUCCUUCCCUACUUGUUGACCUACCUCGAGCAAGUUGCAGCCAUAUUUUACGGGGUGUUACUGAACGUCGCCCUUGACUCCCUCGUUUACGGUCUCAUUAUUCAAACCUGCGGGCAGAUCGAGCUCUUGUGCUAUCGAUUGUCGGAGACGUUCCGAUUUCUUCAGGAGACCAACCAAGAGAAGAAACACGACGCUGUCGAGAAGUUUGCCAUCGCGCAAUGCGUGAGGCACCACGUUUCGGUGCACAACAUCGCGUACAGGAUACAAUCGCUGUUUAUGUGGAUUAUCGCCAUUUUGUUCUUCUUCAGUCUUAUCACUCUCUGCAGCAGUAUUUAUCAGAUGUCCAAUAAGGAGCUCUUCGGCGUUGAAUUCUUCGCUUUCGUGCUGUACUUAGGUUCAAUGUUGUUUCAAGUGUUCUCAUACUGCUGGUACGGGAACGAGCUCGACUUAAAGAUUAAAAGUAUCGCGCGUGCUAUUUAUGCCAGUAAUUGGACGGUAAUAUCGGUCAAGCAACGCCAGAGCUUGUCGUUUGUAAUGAUGAUCAGUCAGAGAGGAAGAAUGAUUUCAUUCUAUGGAGUGUGCACGUUGAUUCUUAGCACUUUCACGUGGAUCUUAAAGACAUCCUACUCUGCUUUUAACUUGCUGCAUAUAGAAAGUCUCAUUAUAUCUUUCUCACAAGCUCCAUACUUUCAAAGCAUAGCGAGGCAUGACAAGAGGGAGACCAUCCACCGGCGCGGUCGUCACGGAAUUAUGGAUAUAUUGCCAUUGAAUUUCCGGGUUCUUUGGUUCUGCGGUGCAUGGAGCGAGGCAAAAGAUAACAAUUUUUUCAUUCGUUUCAUAAGUUUGUGCUACAGGUAUGCUAUUGUUACGUUAAUAUACGAGUUUACGAUAUCGGAAGUAAUCGAGCUUAUAAGGACGCACGACGAUAUAGAAGAUAUAACUGAAGGGCUCUUUUUAGCGUUAACUUAUAUAGCUUUAUGCUUUAAAUACGGAAACUUCUUAGCGCGACAAGACGAAGUGUCAAUGUUGCUGGAUUGUUUUCGAAGUAAAACGUGUCAGCCACGGAAUACCGAGGAAAAGAUGAUACUCCUUAAGUACGAUCGCAAAGCCAAGUGGUGCGUCAGAAUUUUCAUGAGUAUAUCCCAGGCCACUUGCGUGGCUCUUAUACUCGCGCCCAUCGUGGGACCCCAGAAGAGCGACAGGCCUCUACCGUUCAAAACGUACCUGCCGUACUCGAUAUCCGGCCUAUAUCCGUAUCUAGCGACCUACCUUCAGCACGUAGGCGCAAUAUUUUACGGCGUGCUGCUGAACGUCUCGUUCGACUCCCUCGUCUACGGCUUCACCCUCCGCGUCUGCGGGCAGAUCGAGCUGUUGUGCUACCGUCUGUCGAAGAUCUUCAAGGAUCAUUCCGGGCAAUAUCGAAACGAUUCGGGCAAGGGCACGAUGAUCGACGAGUGCGUGAGACAUCACUUAUACGUACACGAGAUCGUGCGCAGGAUACAGUCGUUAUUUGUGUGGACCGUGGCGAUUUUAUUCGUUUUCAGCAUGGUCACCCUGUGCACCAGUAUUUUCCAAAUGUCCAAGACGAGUAUUCUCAGCGUCGGAUUUCUCUCGUUGACUCUGUACCUCGGCAGCAUGCUGUUUCAAGUGUUCUUCUACUGCUGGUACGGAAACGAGCUGCAACUGAAGAGUAAGGGCAUCGGUGACGCCAUUUAUUCGAGCGACUGGACACUUGCUACGACGAAAGACCGGAGAAGUCUACUAUUUGUGAUGGCUAUCAGUCAAAAGGGAUUGAAACUGUCUUCUUACGGAAUUUUCAGCUUGGCUCUCGACACUUUCACUUGGAUUUUGAAAACAUCCUAUUCUGCCUUUAACGUUUUACAACAGACAUCUAUGUGACUACACUUGAAUUAUUGAACUAUAUAGAAGGAAUGAAUUGUAUAAAAUUAGUAUUUUUUUAUCCAUUUUUAGAUACACAUAAAACUCUUUAAAGUAGAAUCGUCUCUAAAUUAUUGGUAAUUGUUUAUCAACCAGUGACAAUCUUCUACAUGACAAAGAACAGUAUUAAAUAUUAAAAUAUCUAGACGGUUUUUAUUAUCUGUACUAUUAUUAUAAAGAGAGAAAGAGUUUGUAGCCUGGUUUCUUUGUUCGCUAUCUUCUUAGAAACCAUUUUCUCGAUUUAAUUCAAAUUUUAACUGAUAUUUCUAUAGCCUCUUGGGAUUGAUACAGG